AUGCUCAAGGAGCGUCUGUGCUACAUCCCCGACGCCGUUCACUCCAUCGACGAUGUCACCACUGCAUCUACUCCCACCAGCGCCAUGAACGCCACUACCGCUGUGACAAAUGUCAAUGCUGUGGCCUCCUACCUGGACAAAAUUGAGCCGCUCAAUGGAGCGAAUUUUCCUAACUGGAAGGGCAAGGUCAUGACAUGCUUGGCUUGGAAUGAUCUUGAUUUGGCAUUAAGGGAGGAUAAGCCUGCUGUUGCUGCAGGACAGACUUCAACUGCUCUGGAGAAGUGGGCAAGAUCAGACCGCAUUGCGCUUAUGGUCAUGUCUCAGACCAUCAGUGCUGGCAUUAAGGGCGCCAUCCCCACCAAGAAUGUGCAGGGAGCAGAUCUGAGUUCUAAUGCCUUUCUGUCAAAGAUUGAGGAGAACUUUAAGAGCUCAUCCAAGACUUAUGCAAGCACUCUCAUCAUGAAGUUAGUGGCCUCUCAGUAUGAUGGGAAGACUGGCAUCAGGCAGCACAUUCUCAACAUGUGUGACAUGGCCAACAAGCUUAAGGAGAUGCAGAUGGAGAUCUCAGAUGGCUUCCUUGUUCACUUCAUCAUGACCUCGCUGCCCUCACAGUACAGUGCUUUCAAGAUCAACUACAACACCAACAAGGCUAUUUGGUCUAUCAGUGAGCUGAUCAGUUACUGUGUUGAAGAAGAAGAAAAGCUUAAGACUAAGAAGAUGAAGGAUGUGGUGAACAUGGUUCAUCACAUGAGCAUCAGUGACAAUCCUCCUAAGAAUCAGCAUGAGUCAGGUAGCAGCAAGCAAGGCUAG
Panicum virgatum (switchgrass) is the source of this 810-nucleotide messenger RNA. RefSeq lists its product as uncharacterized. Lineage: Eukaryota; Viridiplantae; Streptophyta; Magnoliopsida; Poales; Poaceae. The record is from RefSeq and is a predicted model, not a curated record. The transcript is spliced from 2 exons. The coding region runs from base 1 to 810 and encodes 269 amino acids.